Messenger RNA from Ostertagia ostertagi, 1059 nucleotides. The record is from the annotation of a GenBank genome assembly. NCBI's taxonomy places the organism in Eukaryota, Metazoa, Nematoda, Chromadorea, Rhabditida, Trichostrongylidae.
AUGACAAACAAAAAGUGGACAGCGGAAACAAAACGGAACUCGGAGUACACGGCGGUUCUUGCCAAGAAGCACUGUGAAAUUGACGCGUACAAUAAAGACGACAACGGAAGGUGUUACUUGCCCAAGGUGGAAGGACCGCUCAGAUGUGACCAGCCUCAGGCGAAGUACUGGUACGAUUACAACACGAAACAGUGCGCUGCAGUUCUGACUUUCUGUAAAGACGUUGGACCAUUCGCGACUACAGCAGCACCAGCUCCUCAACCACCUCAACCGCCACGAAAUGCCACAGAGGUUGAAUCCGCGGAGGUUGAUCAUGAAGUUGUUGCCCAUCCCAUUAUUGAUGAGCGACCGACCCCAGGACAGAGAUACGAUGAUCGCCCGCGGCAGCCUAUGCCAACGAUCGAAGAAGUGUGUAGAUCUACGCCAAGACUCCGGCCCCUGAACCUGCGAGACGUUUAUUAUAUGAGUGGCGUGGCAGAAACCUCAAUCGUUUCCGUACUGAAGAAGAAUAUCGAGUCAAUCCGCAGCGCAACAACCACAACCGGAAUCCGAGUUCACCUCCAGCAACCGACGCUAUCCGAUCACGUCACAGGGGCUGGUGCGGCCACCACCGCCAGUCGUGCCACAGCAGCCAGGUUACGGCAGUCCCCCUCAUUCAGUCACGGCAAUCUUGCCAUUUGCCACUCGACGUCGGCAAAUGUCAAGGCUCGUUUGACAGUUGGUAUUAUGAGAUGGCGACUGGCUCAUGCGUUGAGUUCAAGUACUCCGGAUGUUCUGGUAACGCGAACCGAUUCGCUACUCGGGAGGAGUGUUGAAAGCACCUGCGUUCGUCAACCUGAAUCACACCCUGAUGCUGCCUCUCAAGGAGAAAUUUCCGUUUGUGACGAGGCUAAGGAAACAGGUCCAUGCACUAACUUUGUCACCAAGUGGUAUUACAACAAGGCCGAUGGUACGUGUAAUCGAUUCCACUAUGGUGGUUGUGAAGGGACUAGAAAUCGGUUCGAUAACGAGCAGAGCUGCAAGGCGGCUUGUGCUAACCACCAGGCCGGUAAAAAGUGA